AUGGCCGAAGGGAGAGAACAAGUAACCGUAGAAUUAACUGGUGGUGGGCCAUGGGGUGUCCGAUUUCAGGGAGGAGAAGGCACAUUCGAACCUCUCACUGUACAUAAGACAAUCAAAGAAACAGAUGACUUCAAACACACCCCAGCACCAGUGCAGCCAGGACAACAGGUUACAGCACAGAAUGAACUUCUAACCUUGCUUCCGAUUGCGGAAAUGACUUCACUCUCGAAACUAGAUGCCACAUCAACGAUCGAAGAGACAGAUGACCUCAAACACACCCCAGCAUCAGUGCAGGCAGGGCAACAGUUUACAGCUCAGAAUGAAGCUUCAAUCUUGUUUCCGAUCUCGGAAACGACAUCAGGCUCGAUGGAAGUAGAAAGUAAACCAGAUACGGAAGUUUCUUCCGAUAGAAAAACAGAAGGCUUUAGAGAUAAUUUGAAACAAGAAAAGAUAGAAGAUGAAGAGGAGUGCGAAGAGAAAACUAUCGAAACAAUGUUCGAGAAAGAUGAAGAUACCGAAACGAAUGUACAACAUAUCGAAGAAGACGCAGUUGUAACAGAUGACGUUUUAUAUCACCCUAAACUAGAAGAUGUCCAAGUUAAAAUUGAACCCAAUAUAUUGUGUGACAUAGAGCCCGAUAUCUCAAUACAGCACACAAUUUCCCCAAUUCCUACUCCUUCAAGGAUAAUUGAAAACAAGUCUAACACUGAAACCUGCAAUCAGGAAAACGCAAGUUCAACAGAAUUGUUUAACGCUAAACAAUAUGAAAAGAGAACAUUGACUGUACAGUGCUCGUUUUGGAGCCCACUAGUAUCCACUGCAGUGUCAGUUCCGAAAGGUGACGUACCACUUUUCAAAAGAGAUAUGCUCCCGUCUUCUGCUAAUAUUUCUUCUUUGAAAUCACCCACAGUGCCUCCUGUGUUAACCCAAGAAGAAAAAAAGGUUCAACCAACCCCUGAUGCUGGAGAUUCGGUCUUUUCUGGCCACGGAUCUCUUUCGAGAGACUUGUGGACAGGUCACGGCUACGAGCCAGCACCAGACGACGAUAUUGUCGGUUACGACACUUUCCCGACAGAAAAGAAAAUAUAUUCAUCCUCAAGCUUCUAUGAAGAUUCGAGCGGAAGCUAUCCGACAGUCGAGGAACAAGUCGGACUUUGCCGAAAGAUAGCCGACUCUCUCUCGACUGACACGAACCAGAAAUCACGUAGUGCUAAGUUGUUUAAUCGACGAGUCGAGAAUUCAAACAAAUGGGUGCGUGGAGAUCCAGCAGCAGAACAUGAAUCUCGUGAACAAAAAACAUUCAAAGAACAGGUUCGUACAGAAAAAGCAAGAGUUGAACCCUCUAUAUCAGAAGCAGCAAGCACUACAUGCGUUAAAUCUAGUAAUUCUCCAACGAAAUUAAAACUGAUACUUGAUCCCAGACACUUACAAGAUGUCCACCAACUGCGAAAGGAGGGCCAAAGUAUUAACGAGCAUAACGUGAUUAGUCCUGAUGUCUGUCUGGGUCUUGUCAAAGACUUGAAAUCUCCCGUUGGAAAAGGUGCCAUUAUGUUUGCAAAACGUAGGCAAAAGUCCGAAAAAUGGGUUGUGGACGAAAACAAGGUCAAAGCUCACCAAUCACAGCAAAGAAUGUCCAGUAAGCCACCAGCAGGGACAAAAACUGACGCUAGACUCCAAGAAAUGUUAGAAUCUCCACGUUUGACAAUCGUUAAGAGUCCUUGGGAGGCUGCCUUAGAAUCUCCUGUAGGAAGUUGUGAUGCUGCGUUUCGGGAAUUCUGGCCUGAGAUUCAUUCAGCCCCAUCGGCUGCUCGUGUUCUUCAGGAAAGCGGAACGAAAGCCACAUCUCCUCCUGUAACAACUCUCCCAGUUGACUUCCAUUCCCGCCCGAAAGCCUCCACUCCUAAGUUUGCUCCUAUAGUAGGCAGUAGACUCCUGCCAUCUACGAACUAUGACCUAUAUCGACCCCGUAUCCCACAAGGCUGGAGUAGUCCGAAUAGAGAGAAAUCAACUUCUGCAUGUCAACAAAACUCCCAUGAAACGGUAUCAUCAACACGCUGGGAUCCAUCCUCCUCUCCUACGCCACAGAAAAUGAUUUUUCGUAACUUUAAUGUCAUUCCGAAAACCUGGUCAGCAGCGAGAGCAACACCAAAGCAAUCCACCUUUAAACCUGUCAAGGUCAACCUAGGAUUAACAAAAUGAAAAGAUCAUUCGUCCCUCAAAACUCGACUAUCUUCAUCUUGUGUCAGCCCUCUACGUAAAUGUGACAGUCAAUGUUUGUCGCAGUACUGAAUCACUCUACAGUGAAAGCAGAAUUUCUUCAUCUUAUAAGUUAUCCCGUGAAUUUACUUUGUUUAAAUAGUAAAACAACUGGUUUUAGUCCUUACGCUACACUAGAUGUUCUGGUUCAUCAUAAUGAUAUUCGAAACCCAACUUCUAUACGCUUUUCUAAUCAUGCUAUUUCAGGUAGUUAAAGAAGUACCCUAGUAAGUGAUAAUUAAUCAUUCAUAUAAUAUUAAUGAUAUUGUUUACAAUUCAACUCUGUCUACCACCACAUCUUAUUUAGAGACUGAAGUACUUAAAGGUUGAUUUUAAAAGGUUCUGUCCGUCACAUAGAUACCCGAAUAUUCUUCAGAUCUUGAAAAGGAUCGUUAGUUUCAAAGAUUGCUUAUUGUUCUGCAGUAGUUUUCCCCAAAUCGGCUUUAUCGUCUUGUCUAGCGAAGCGUUUGAUUACGUCCUAAACAUAUGAAGUUAAGCAGUGUUUUAUCGUAAUAUAACCAGGAAGAAAUAUAUUUAAUAUGAACAAGAUAUUAGUAAUGAAACGUUAUACGCAUAUACUGUUAGUAUCAACAAUGAAGACUUGAAAUGUGUUACAUAUUGAGCAAUCUCCUUAUAUAAAUUUACUAUAUCCAGCUGAAGGUGUUAGAGAAGUUAGUUAUAGGUGAGAUGCAAAUUGGGAAUGAAUGAUUCCAUUCAUAAAAAAAACAAUUAUAUGUGAUUUAUUAAUUAUUAUUAAAUUCAAUAGAAUCUGUAAAAAAAAA
Limulus polyphemus (Atlantic horseshoe crab) is the source of this 3038-nucleotide messenger RNA. RefSeq lists its product as uncharacterized. Lineage: Eukaryota; Metazoa; Arthropoda; Merostomata; Xiphosura; Limulidae. The record is from RefSeq and is a predicted model, not a curated record. The transcript has 7 exons. Gene Ontology annotation, cellular component: nucleus; Z disc; actin cytoskeleton. The coding region runs from base 1 to 2199 and encodes 732 amino acids. Gene Ontology annotation, biological process: positive regulation of actin filament bundle assembly. Gene Ontology annotation, molecular function: actin binding.